This is a messenger RNA of Oryzias latipes (Japanese medaka), 2030 nucleotides long. Lineage: Eukaryota; Metazoa; Chordata; Actinopteri; Beloniformes; Adrianichthyidae. The record is from RefSeq and is a predicted model, not a curated record.
GAUCUCUGGAGGCAAAUGAAGUUUCCCUUUGCAGGACGUCCUGGCCGAACAAGUGAGAACAAGCCAUGCUGAGGUUUACGAGAGCGCGAACAGAUGUGAAGGACACGCACCAACCAAACAACGUGUCGCCAACACUUUGGCAUCUCAGGAAAAACACCACAAGAUCAAACGUGUCAUCACAGAUGAUUCUAGAGCAGGGGUCUGCAACCUGUGGCUCCUGAGGCACAUGUGGCAAUUCCUCUGUGGCUCUCAAAUAUCUGCAAAGUAAACUAGAAGCACCUGCGAAGGACGCGCAUGAGCGCUCUGCUCGGCCUCUCCUGACCUCCUGAUGGAAGCCCGAGGGAAGUACGAGUUCUCUGCAACGGCGGACGACGAGCUGAGCUUCAGGAAGGGCGACGUCCUGAAGAUUAUAAACUUCGAAGAGGAGUGGUGUAAGGCGGAGCUCAACGGACAGGAAGGCUACGUUCCGAAGAACUACCUGGAGAUCCAGCUUCCAGCGUGGUUUCAGGAGAACACCAGCCGCAGCGGCGCAGAGGAGAUCCUGAGGCACAGAGACGUGGGAGACUUUGUGAUCCGAGGCUGCCAGACUUCUCCAGGAGACUUCUCCAUCUCUGUCAAGCAUGAGAGCGACGUGCAGCACUUCAAAGUCAUGAGGGACAACAAGGGCCAGUACUUCCUGUGGUCGGAGAAGUUCAUGUCCCUGAACAAGCUGGUGGAGUUUUACAAAACCACGUCCAUCUCCAAGACCAGGAAGAUCUGCCUGAAGGACGGCAGCUCCAACAGCCGGAGCCCCGCCUCCGCACAGGUUAAAAGGGCAAGUUUGCCUGAACAGCGAAACCCAGCCGCCGCCGCCGUGGCGUCAUCGACGCGCAGAGCUUCAGAGCAGACGCCCAACCAGCUGAUGAAGAGGUCGGGUCUGGAGGAGCGAGCUCACACCAUCGGCCACACGGGCAGAAACAGCCCCGCCAGCAUGACGUACCCGCCACAGCGUGCUCAGCAGCAGGCGUCGGCGCCGAUGGUGAGGGCGCUGUACGACUUCACGGCUGAGGAGGCUGACGAGCUGGGUUUCUGCGUCGGGGACGUCAUCGAGGUGAUGGACCGCUCCGACCCGUCCUGGUGGAGGGGGAGGCUGCAGGGGAGAACCGGCUUGUUUCCUGCCAACUACACCGUGUUGCUGUGAGGAAACGCCCCGUGCGCGUUUGGGUUUGCACGUGCGCGGCCACCGGCGUGCUGAGGCGUCGGCCUGCUCUGCAGAGGACUGUCUGCAGGCUUUAGGAACUUGAAUCCACAGCUGCCUGCAGGAAGAGCUGUAGAUCCGAGGUGCAGGCAGGUAUUUAUUUUUGAUGAAUCCGCUCUUUCUGUUCGGUUUUCACUGCAGAAAUGACAGCAUUGUGUAUCUUCCUCUCAGCUUUCUGACUUGGAAAUAAACUUUUUUUUUAAACAAAUCUUCUUGUGUUUGGUGAGAAACCUUCUAUUAAACUUAGAGGAAAAACAGAUUAAUUCAGGAAAUCAAAAAGAACAAAAGGAUUAGUCUCUAGAGCUAAAUUUUAAAGAAAAGCAACAGGACAUUAACUUUCUAAAACUGGCAAAAUCUUAAUUGAAAGAGCACUGGGAAUGCUUGGAGUGACAGGGUCUGAAACUCAUCUAUUCCUCAGCUGUGGCUCUUUGGCUGUGAAGAAAAAUCCCAAAAGUUAGAAUAAAUUUAUUUGUUUAUUCUCUUUACGUGAAUUUUUGAAAAAAGUUUGUAGUUUUGGCUCCUUUUUUUUAAGUGAAUAAAAUUUUGUCAAUACUGUUAAGAUUCAAAUACCUGAGCAAAAUGAUGGUUUAAUCUGUUAAACUGAAUCUACUUAGGAAGUGGUUUAUCAUACGAGUAAACUUCUUAUCUUCUGCCGCUCAACAGCGUCCUGUUCCUGUUCGGAGACAAAUGUCUUAAAGGUUUGAAUUUCAUUUACAUGGAUGGAUUUUUCUACACCGUUGUCAUGUUCAUAUUCUGUAAUAAAAUGGGGAAAAAAUGUGAAAGUGGAGGAAAA